GACGACCACAGACAUGAACGUUGUGCGCGAAAUCAACAAGAUCAACGAGAGGGAGCUGGAUCUGGGGAUCUCUGGUUCAUGGCAUGACGAUUACAAGGACUCUGCGUACAUCUUCGUCGGAGGGCUACACAGAGAUCUUACAGAAGGAGAUGUGAUCACCAUAUUCUCGCAGUAUGGCGAAAUUAUGGACAUUAACCUUCCCCGUGACAAGGAGACCGGCAAGCAGAAAGGUUUCGCGUUCCUAAUGUACGAGGACCAACGCUCCACCAUUCUCGCGGUAGACAAUCUGAACGGGGCCCAGGUCCUAGACAGGACCCUGCGCGUCGAUCAUGUCAAGAAUUAUAAGCAGCCCAAAGCCAAAGGCGAGGACGGCGAAUGGAAAGAGGCUGAGGAGCAGAGCUUAAACGCCAAGCCCCCGAUCGUCAUUGACGGGGAUGAGGGCUCGGAAUCUUCUGACGAUUCUGGUCCUGAGAUCGACCCAGAGGAUCCUAUGGCAGAAUACCUCAUAGCGAAGCGGAAGGAGGAGAAGUUGGCGAAGAAAGGCAAGAAGUCAAAAUCCAAGCGUAAGCACAGGGACGAGACGCCAGAAGAACGUCGGGCGCGGAAGGAGCGCAAGCGGCUCAAGAAAGAGAAGGGCAAGUCUGCAGGGAUGGCAGCCGUCGAAGAUCUCCUCAAGUCUCUGGGUGGAGGCACAGAGCCCUCUGACCGGCGGAGGAGCGCAUCUCCACGCCGCUCCCGCAGCAGGACACCCCCCGCGCGGGAGUAUGUGCGGGACCGCGAUCGCUAUUCUCCGGGAAGCCGACACAACCGCUCCCGUGAACGUUCGCCGCCUAGGCGUCGGAGUCCCACGCCUCCUUAUCGCUCUCGUCACGAGAACGACGACGACGACAGACGACGGCAUCGGCGGGACGAUGCUACGCUUCACAGAACGCGACGGGGGUACGACUGACGUUAUCAGGCGGGAAUGUAAAACCGUAUUUGUGGACUAUGUCAUGGAACUAUGUCAUAAGGAGUCAGUUUUCGCGUUCCAUGUGUUCCAUGUUGCACGACCCUGUACUUGAGCUAACGUCUCAGUGUCUAGACUUCGUUGCUGCGUUCAGGGUUCCUGACGCUUCUCUGUCGAAAGAGCGUAUUGGUCACGUCGUAGACGCUUUGCAUGCCACCCUAACUCGUCCAUACAUCAUGUUUGUCUAUUCAUAUUCUCU
Dichomitus squalens LYAD-421 SS1 is the source of this 1205-nucleotide messenger RNA. RefSeq lists its product as uncharacterized. Gene Ontology annotation, molecular function: RNA binding. Gene Ontology annotation, biological process: mRNA splicing, via spliceosome. The record is from RefSeq and is a predicted model, not a curated record. The transcript has 5 exons. Gene Ontology annotation, cellular component: U2 snRNP; precatalytic spliceosome; catalytic step 2 spliceosome. Bases 14 to 949 code for a protein of 311 amino acids. NCBI's taxonomy places the organism in Eukaryota, Fungi, Basidiomycota, Agaricomycetes, Polyporales, Polyporaceae.